This is a messenger RNA of Arachis stenosperma, 1750 nucleotides long. RefSeq lists its product as uncharacterized. The record is from RefSeq and is a predicted model, not a curated record. The coding region runs from base 694 to 1278 and encodes 194 amino acids. NCBI's taxonomy places the organism in Eukaryota, Viridiplantae, Streptophyta, Magnoliopsida, Fabales, Fabaceae. Gene Ontology annotation, molecular function: protein binding. The transcript has 9 exons.
CCCUUCUCCAACUCCUUCCUUCAGCAAACUCUAGCCUCCACCAAAGAAAGCAAACCCUAGCCUCCACCAAUAGUUGUCGCCGUCUGUUGGAUGAGAGACUGCUGCCCCCGUCCAUCGCACUCAAGAACUUCCGUCUUCGUGCUCUCGGGCCUCUUGCCGGAUCCUCCACGUCGGGUGCUCGCAUCUCGCCGUUCUCCUCUGUGCUCGGCUGCUCGCGCCUCCCUCCGCCAGUGAGUGCUCGAGCUGUGCGUGUUGGUUGCUGCUCGUCGUCCGUGGUUGUCUCUGCUCGAUUCUGCCUCCCAGUCUCACUCGAGUCUCGUCUCAGUCACUGGCAUCUCGUGGUUCGUCUGUCUCGUCGCCGGCGGCAGAAGCAACUCGUGGGGUUGUCUCUUGCUUCGUCGCCUUCCGUGGGGUGGUCGCCGACUCGCCGUCGACCGUUGAGACAUUUAUAGUUUUAUACAGACAAGUGGUUCUGAUUUUGGAAUCAACUAUGGACAAAUAGCCAACAAUCUUCCCUCUCCAUCACGCGUUGCUGUCUAAAACGGUUUUUCUGGUUGAACCACCGAUUGGACUGGUUGGACCAGUAAACCAGUGAACCAGUGAUUAAAACGGUUUGAUGACCGGUUCGGUUUUCAGAACCUUGGUUGGCACACUAAUGAAGGCUUGGGUGUUUGGUGUAAUAAAUUUUUGGCCAUGUUAGAGAGUAGUGAAGAGGAAACCAUGAUAUUCACCAACGAACAGAGACAACAAGAGCGAAUUGGAAAAUAUGGAAGUCCUAGAUUUCAAUACCUUCAGGACCUGGUGACUCAGUUUCAGAACACAACUGAUGAAGAAACAAAAGAGAGGAUUUUGGCAAAUUUGGCCAACUUCGCAUAUGAUCCUUACAAUUAUAACUUUUUGCGCCAACUUAAUGUUUUGGAACUCUUCCUGGACUGCAUGACUGAACCCAAUGAAAAACUUGUAGAGUUUGGUGUUGGAGGCAUUUGCAAUGGUUGUGCUGAUCAGGCAAAUGUUGCAAUUGUAAGUAAGUUUGGUGGCAUACCUCUUAUCAUUCAAUGUCUAUCAAGCCCAGUCAGGAACACUGUAAAUUAUGCACUUGGAGCACUUUAUUAUAUCUGUAAUGAAUUUAACAAGGAAGAAAUUUUAAAGCUAGAAGUUGUUGAUACCAUCAAGAGUUACAUUAGGAGAAGUUCGAACCUGAGACCUCUAUAUAGAGAGGGAGGACAAAUGCCAUUUAAGCUACCGUUCACUGGCUAUUUACUUGAUUGUGAGAGUUGAGAUUUUGAAAGGAAAGGAAAAGAAGGGAAUGCCUUGAUGAGUAAAUUGGAACAAAUUUUAUUCUUCAAGCCGUUUCCUUUCAUCUUUUUCUGCCUAAGACCUCAAUUCACAUGCUUGUGGAUGUAUAAUGGGAUGGAAAUUCUUACAUAUGAAUUCUGUAAUUUUAUGUAGUUAGACUUAUCUAUGAAAAAUUAUUACCCCCAUUUUUAACUACCCUGAAGCCAACCAAACCAAGAAAAAAUUUCAGGGCGCUCUCAUUAUGUUCUUUUGUAAAUUAAGAAUUAUUCCCAUUGCGUCUAAUAUCCUUUUCACCAGUAAAUGCAUUGUCAUAAUUCCAAAGUCAUUUCCAUAUAAAUAAAGGGUGGGGUUGUUGAAGGAUAACUAUUGUAAUGUACUGUUUGGCAUUUCGCCCAUUUCUAUUUGCUGGCAUAUUGGAUUAACAAGGAUGAAGUAUAUUUGUUGUAGGUCUAGC